Messenger RNA from Camelus dromedarius (Arabian camel), 1126 nucleotides. RefSeq names its product neurogenin 2 (gene NEUROG2). Gene Ontology annotation, biological process: sensory organ development; positive regulation of transcription by RNA polymerase II; forebrain development. Gene Ontology annotation, molecular function: DNA-binding transcription factor activity, RNA polymerase II-specific; E-box binding; protein dimerization activity. The transcript has 2 exons. The record is from RefSeq and is a predicted model, not a curated record. The coding region runs from base 308 to 1126 and encodes 272 amino acids. NCBI's taxonomy places the organism in Eukaryota, Metazoa, Chordata, Mammalia, Artiodactyla, Camelidae. Gene Ontology annotation, cellular component: nucleus.
CACAAGCAGCUUCGCUUUAACUGGAGUGCCUGGGAGUCGCGUGCCAGGAGCCGCACGGCCGGGGACUGACUGACAGACAGACACGCACCACCACCACAACACACGAGACCCGGGCAGGUCGCCGCGGCCGCCGGGGCUCUUGGCAAACUCGCCCGUCGGAGCGGUCCCCUGCGGAGCCGCGCUGCAGUAGCGCCAGACCCGCUGCUUCCAAGCGGGCAGAAGGAGCAGCGCUGCGCUCCCGGCUGCGUGGAGAAUCACGGCACACGCUAAAGUAAGAGCGACGCCGAGGCACACAAAGCGAACUAAGAUGUUUGUCAAAUCCGAGAGCUUGGAGUUGAAGGAGGAAGAGGACGUGCUGGUGCUGCUCGGCUCGACCUCCCCCGCCUCGGCUGCUCUGACCCCGCAGUCUUCCAGCGCCGACGAGGAAGAAGAGGAGGAGCUGGGCGAGUCGGGCGGGGCGCGUCGGCAGCGUGCGGCAGAGGCCGGGCCCACGGCGCGGGGCGGCUCGCCGGGCGGAGCCGAGGGCUGUCGGCCCACACGGCUACUGGGUCUGGUGCACGAGUGCAAACGGCGCCCGUCUAGGGCGCGGGCUGUUUCCCGUGGAGCCAAAACGGCCGAGACGGUGCAACGCAUCAAGAAGACCCGUAGACUGAAGGCCAACAACCGCGAGCGCAACCGCAUGCACAACCUCAACGCGGCGCUGGACGCUCUGCGUGAGGUGCUCCCCACUUUCCCCGAGGACGCCAAGCUCACCAAGAUCGAGACCUUGCGCUUUGCCCACAACUACAUCUGGGCGCUCACCGAGACCCUGCGCCUGGCCGACCACUGCGGGGGCGCCGGGGGAGGCCUGCCGGGGGCGCUCUUCUCCGAGACGGUGUUGCUGAGCCCAGGAGGCGCUAGCGCCGGCCUGAGCAGCAGCGGAGAUAGCCCUUCGCCUGCCUCCAUGUGGAGCUGCACCAACAGCCCCGCGCCGUCCUCCUCCGCGUCCUCCAACUCCACUUCUCCCUACAGCUGCACUUUAUCUCCUGCCAGCCCGGCGGGUUCAGACAUGGACUAUUGGCAGCCUCCACCUACCGACAAACACCGCUACGCACCUCACCUCCCCGUAGUUAGGGACUGUAUCUAG